Salvelinus sp. IW2-2015 is the source of this 502-nucleotide messenger RNA. Its product is annotated as annexin A2. Gene Ontology annotation, molecular function: phosphatidylserine binding; calcium-dependent phospholipid binding; virion binding. Gene Ontology annotation, cellular component: vesicle; cytoplasm; nucleus. Lineage: Eukaryota; Metazoa; Chordata; Actinopteri; Salmoniformes; Salmonidae. The record is from RefSeq and is a predicted model, not a curated record.
AGUCCUGUAGCCCAAAUACCCUACUGUUUUCCUGCGUCUGACUUCGAUCCAGACAAAGAUGCUGCUAGAAUAGAGACUUGCUAUCAAGACCAAGGAGUGGAUGAAGCGACCAUCAUCGCUGUUCUGACCAAGAGGACCUACAGCCAGAGGAGAGAGAUCGCGUUCGCUUAUGAGAGGAAAGCCAAGAAGGAUCUGGUGACAGCCCUGAAGGCGGCUCUAUCUGGGUCGUUGGAGACUGUGAUCUUAGGCCUAAUGAAGAGUACAGCUCAGUACGAUGCCUCCGAGAUCAAAGGGUCCAUUAAGGGUCUAGGAACGGACGAGGAGGUGCUGAUAGAGAUUGUCUGUUCUCGCAGCUCCUCAGAACUGGCUGAGAUUAARACUGUCUACAAGGAACUGUUCAAGAAAGAUCUGGAGAAGGAUGUGGCUGGAGACACCUCGGGAGACUUCGCCAAGCUGCUGCUGGCCCUGGUGCAGGUACGGCCCUAAGUAGCCCUGGUGCAGG